GCAGUCUGUCGCCCGAAACUACUAAGUAUUAUAGACCCCACCCCAUUGGAACCCAGUCAACCUCCGAGUCCGGCACAUUUUGCACGUCAAAAUAGGAUCCGGACAGAGUCACAGCCUCUGCUAUGGCGGCACGAUGGGCAACGGAUAUUUUCGAACGUCACAAACGUCGACGUCGUCACGCCAGCGGGAAAAGCGGGGCAAGGAUAGCUACAGCUACCAGCACAAUUACGUGGAUCGGGUGCGUUUAGAGGACACCACCGGCGGAGGAGGAGGAGGAUAUAGCCACCACCACCAGCAGCACACCGCCCAUGAUCCGAGGUGUCCGCAGCUGAGGGCCGCUGGCUGGAGACACACGCACAAGUCCGUUUCCCAUCUUGACUUGGCCACCAGCUGUCACGAUGCAGCUGGAUCUGGCUUAGGUCGUCACUCGCAGCAGGCGAACCAGCACCACCAUCAGCAGCAGAACCACCACCAUCUCCACCACUCCACGCACUCCCACUCGCAUCAUCCGCACGCCCAGCCCCAUUGGACGCAGUGCCAGGUGGGCGUGGCCGGAAGCGGAAACGGGCAGUUGAGGAACGCCCGAUCGCUGGACUACACGCAACUCGAGCGGGAGGAGAACGCCUUGGACAUCGCCGAGUUCUACUGGCGAUUCGAUGCGGAAGCUCCGCUAGACCAAGUCGAUAGCUACGCGGUACAUCCAAUAAACGACAAUUUCGAGCCUUCGACAGCGACUCCGACGGCUGUAGGAGCAAAGGAAGCCACCACAACCGGCACCACCACAGUCUCCGCCAAGUCAAAUGGUGGUGCAACUACCACCGUAAGCACUGCCGCUGCAAACGCCCUGCUCGAUAUUUUGGGCAGUGAGUCGUGCAGCCUAAGGAGAUCGCGCAGCUUGGCCGUAAUACGUGAGGAGACGUUUAGCGACCUGCAAAUCGGAUCGGCAAACAGCAGUCGGCGCCGAUCGCAGCUAAUACCGCGUGCCCGGCUCGUUAAUCGCGGAUUUUUCCGUGAAUCGCCCCGGUCUCGGCACAAAUUUCAGUUUAAACAAUUCAAAAAGCCGCCGGCCAAAUUGUUGCGAUUGAACGGCAAGUCAGCGAAUCAGGCGACCUUGGUGGGUGAGCAGCCAGCGGAUCAGGCGGCGGAUGACACCCAGAGCACUUGCGAUUCGCAUCAGCAGCAACAGCAACACUUACAGCAGCAACAGCAACAGCAACAUCAACAACAGCAGCAGCAACAUCAGCGACAUAGCCGCGAAUCGCGUGACUUUGAUGUCUACUAUGAUAAUCUGAAACGCUUGGACGCCUUGGCUUUGAAUUUGAGUGAGCAACUGCAUCCUUGGCACAACGACAAGAGCGACUUGGAGAGCUUGAACUCGGAUUACUUCAAGAACUCGCUGCACCAGAACUCCAAUCAUCUGGACCAGCAGCAACCUUCAUCCCUGGAAUUCGAUGCACUCGAACAAGUGGCAGUUAGUUUACUAAAGGAGCGUCCCAGGAUUUAUCAAUCCCGGCGGCAGCAGCAGCAAAGGAAUCUCCAUCACUGCCUGCAACGUCACCUGCAGGAUACAGGAGGGGAAUCCUGUCCGGAACACAGUCAAAGUAGUGUUUUCCCCGAGACAACCACCAGUAAUUCGGAUGAUCAAACCGAUAGUCCUUCGCUUUCGGAACAGGAAUACGAUUUAACGCACAUCGAGGAGAUUUACCAUCAGGGUAAUCAAGUGGAGGAGAGUUACGAGCUGAUUAGCCUUACGACCACCACAAGGACACGUUUCGAGAGCAGUGAGGAGGGUGAACAGGAGGAGGAGGAAGAAGAAGGGGAAACCGGAGAGGAGGCUGUGGAAAGUCUGAACACGCCCACAGAACCCCAAACCAGCGAUAGUGAUAGCACCUUACGGGAAAGAAACCCCAAGGAUCAGUUGGACAAGCUGAUAGCCUACGAUUCGGUUUAUCUCUCCUCGGAAGACAGUUCAGAUUGCACUUUAAUCGGCGAAAGUUGCGAGUCCUUCGAGCAGAGAACUUUCACCAGCUGCGGGGAAAGUGGCGAGUUGGAAACACGCAGUUUACUACACAUUUCCAUUGAGGAUACCGUCUACGAACCACAAGCGAAGCAUAAGAAGGGUUUGAAUCAGGAAGAACAACCUGCUUCCCUGCUAACGGCACAGAUCUUCACACAGGUCCUGAAAGUAGAACAUACACCCAAACCCAAGAUCCUGGCAGCAGUGGAAAAACGCAAACUCAAGCAGGAGGAAGUCAAGCAGCAGCAGCAACCGCCGGAACUGAAACGCCAGGCCACCGACUCCUUUGUCCUCGUCACUGCCAAUCCCAAAUCCAAUCUCACAGAGAAUCAAUACCACAGUCUGCCGGAUGUUAACAUCGGAGUAAGUCUGAAGGUCUGCGAGAAUAUAGACAAGGAGCUGCGAUCGUCGUACAACCAACAGAGGCAGCAGCAACGCAAGGAGGCCAAAAAGGAGCAGCAGGUGGUCACUCGGGCGGAGACCUACGAUUCCAUUAGACGCUUCGGAAGGGCCCAUCAAAAGGCCAGGCAGAGGGAGUACCAGGAGAGGGAAAGGGAACGCGAAAGGGAAGUGGCUCUACAGGAUAAGGAAAAGGAAAGGGAAAAGCCAAAGAUAAACAAGGAAUUUUUCGCACAGGAGCGGCAAAUUGAAGUGAAGGAAACGUCAAAGACCCGAGAGUUAAUCAAGGAAAAAGAGCAAGUUACAAAGGAGCAGGAGCAGGAGGAGCAAGAGGACGAAGAGGAACCACUGCCACCACCGCCGCCACCUUUGACCGAGGAAUCUCAACCGGAAGAUUCCACAGCGGAAGCGGAAGAGGAGGACAAUCUCUCCGUAUCCAUUGCACAACCGGAACAACCCAAGGAAGCGCCCAGCGUCAUUGAGGUGGCCAAUUUCAGCCGGCUAAUCGAGCGUCGUGCUCAGGAAAUCCGCGAGCGACAGGAGCAAAUUAAGCCAUCAUCGUCCUCCUCCUUUCACAUCAUCGUCACCGACGCCCAGAACAAUAUCAUCCAAAAGGAGGCCAUUCAGGAGAACCGAAAGAGCGAGGAAACCAGCCAGAGGAUUAAUCCAAACCAGCCGAAAACAAAUUCAAAUUCAAACUCAAACUCAAACGCAAACACAAACUCAUCUUGUAAUCCCAUUCAACGUCCUCUGCGCCGCUCGGCGAGUUCUUCGAGUGGCAAACCGCUGGAACAUCGCAUCCUCAGCUCGGGUGCUCCAAUUUACAAGGCUCGACCUGUCAAGGUUCUGCCCUCCUCCUCCUCCGGCAGCUGCGAUUCGAGGGGCAAAAUGUCACGACCCCAGAUACUGCAUGUUGUGGAUGGCCGUGGCAAGGGAGACACCUCCCUGCGCAGGAGGAGCAGUGCCAGGAGCAUAGCGAGCACAAUUAGCUCGGCUGGCGGUGAGGUGGCCAAUGAGUAUCUGCAGAAAGUGGAUGCAGUGCGCUGCUAUUGGAACAAGCUGGCGGGCAAUGAACCAGAAACACUAAAAACAGACCAGCCAGCAAAGGAAACCCAGCCAGGCAUUCACUUCCAGUUGGGCGGAGAGACCACGACCACAAUACAUUGUACGGAUAAAUCCCCGCCGGUUGGCAAUGAUUUCUGCAGCAUGAUGCCGCAUCCCUCGAUUGAAAUUGUUGAGCUCGGCGAGGGUGCCCAGAAAGCCACCAUUGUAAAGGCGGCCCCCGAACAGGAUGAUGAUGAUCCCGAUGAGGAUCAGGAUCAGUUCGAUCACAUAAGGUACAAAGUUCUAAAGUCGCAACAGUUGAUACGAAAUAACUUUCUCUCUACGAGAAACAAAAAGGAGGCCCAGUUCGAUGGUUUGAUACAGUAUCUCCAAGAAUACAGUUUCCAAGAGCUACUGAGCAAUAAUAAUGUGGUGAUUGUAGAACCGGUGAGGACCAAGAUUGAAAGACCUCUGCAGGUGGGGAUCAGCAACACUGCAUCGACUGUUCCUCCGCCGAAACCGCCAAGAGUGGUGAAUGCCUCGGGUUCUCAACCACGAAAAACACGGCAAAGAGCUCCCGGAGGAGCUGCUGCCAAAAGGCAUUUCUUCUACCAACCUGUGAGGGUUAAUAGAGAGCUCUACGAGGAUGAGCUACCAGAUCCCGAUACAGUGCGCAAUGUUCGUCGCUUCUUCGAGCAGAAUGUCCUACCAACUCCUGGCCAGGGAUUACUAGUGCAAUCCCAGCAAAAGUUUGGUGGCUCCGCCUGUCAGCUAAGUCCCAAGUCCCGCAGGGCUAGGGGCUACCGAUACCUGACCAUCGACACGAGCUACGGCGGAUCAGCUGGCGAGGAGCAGCCCAAGGGAAUGGAGCUGCUGGAGGAGCACAAGGCCAAGCACUGGGACAAUGCCAGCCUGUCGAGUGGAAUUUCCAGCGGUGAUUUAAGUUCCCCCUGCGGGGAGUAUCACCACCAUCAUCAUCAUCAUCAGGAAUCACCGGUGAUGGCCUGCAAGGAUGUUCAUGUUCAGGACGUUGUUCGGCGGCACAAUAGCAAUGCUGCCAAUGCCAAGGCUCGAGCCAAGUUCGCCAGCCGACGCACCUGGUGCAUGGGAUCGGGAGGAACUGGUGGCCCUGCAGGAGUGGGAGCAAAUGAGUCCCUUUAUCGGCAAAUUUAUGAAAAUAAUUUGGGGAAUGCAGAGCAGCAGGAGAAUGGCGAGCAUCUGGAGGAGGAGGAGGACGACGAACAGGAUGACCAGUACGAGGACGAUGUGGAGCAGGAUAUGUGCGAGAAUUAUUACGUCAGCAAUGACGUGCUGGCCAAGAUAAGGGAGUGCGGCUCAACUGUCACCUACUACGGAGGACGGGUUCUGGACAAGACCGCAACCGGCAACGCAGUUCCGCCCACAAAAACCACUCAGCCAAUGACGGGGAGUGGAGCCCGCUCCCGAAUUCGGCAAAUAGAGGCCUGCAAUGUAUGCCUGCCGAGCGAGAGAUGCGAGCAUCGAUUGCAAACCAAACAAUCGGCAGCAGAACAGCAGCAGGACUCGUAUCAAGGCAUCAAAUUUAAGCUGGUCAAGUCCAACAGCUGCAGCAGUCGCCUGGAGUUGGCCGGAACCGGAGAUGAAGAUGAGGUCAGUGCCGAUAGCGAGGUUGUUCGAAAAAUGGUUCAUCACUUCGAGGCGAAUAGGACGACGGCGAGUGCGAGCAAUGAUGUCCAACUGACCAUCAACAGUCAGAGUCAGAUAACGUCGACGAAGGAGCCGCAGGAGAUGGGGAUGGAGGAUGAGGCAUCGCGACGCCAAGUGACAGUAAAUAAUCACAUCAAUGUGCUCGGAGGGAACAAUGGGCCCCAGGAGCUCGAGAGGGCUGAAAACUUUAAUGGUCAGCCGGAGAAUGGUUAUGGCGCCGUGGAGUGUAUGUUGCCCACAUACGAAAGUCAGGCCAUGAACAUUCGCCUCGAUGUGCCGGAGCAUAAGAACAUCCUGCAAUCUGCUACUUCUGCUGCCAACAAAGUUUGUCGCAAUAAAAACGUUGACUUGGCCUACACGCUGGUUAAGACAACGACAAAUACUCCCAAGGGCAAGCCGCCCAUCGAAGCUCCGCGCCAGAAAAUUGGAAAGCAACAACAAACGCGAGAAGUGGAGAAGGAGGAAAAUGGCAAAAUAAAUGCCGUGACAAAGACUGUCAAGCUGACGAAGGCCGCCAGCACAGCACAAAUCAUAGUGCCCGUGGAUAUUCACAGUCAGGCCUCGAUAGUUGCAACCGUGGCUCCCAUUCCCGAGCGUCGAUUAAGCAAUGCCAGCAGUAGUAACUCUGUGGUGGACAAGUCUGUGGUUCGGCACUACGUGGCCAAUGAUAAGAGCAUCUAUGAGCGUCGCAAAUACGACGAGAUAGAGUUCGAGGAGUUUGAGGUCUACGAUCCCAGCAAGGAACCACCACCUCAAGUGGAGGAGGGUGCCGAAAAAAUACCCACAGAUGCGGAGCUCUACGACAGUCUUGAUGACAAAAUGUAAUCCAUAAUUUAAUUAGAGCUUGAAACAUCUUAAUGUCGGAAAUAUCGAUAUUUUUCAAGCUCUAUAAAUAAUGCUCAAAAAAACUUCAAACAGCAACAACGAUUUCUUGGGGUUUUGGGUUAGAGCUUAAAUCAAAAACACAUCUCUUAGUUAACCAUAUUGGUAGCCUAAUUAGCUUUACAGGUAAAGCCAAAAGAUUAUACCAUAAACACUAUCCAAAGUAUGACGCAUAUACCUAUAUAUUAUUUAAAUUUAAUUUGCAAACAACAUUUGUUCACCUGUACAUUAUAAAUUGAUGCUUAAAUAAAUAUGCAAUUUAUUUAACGA
Molecule: messenger RNA, 6298 nt
Organism: Drosophila takahashii
Lineage: Eukaryota; Metazoa; Arthropoda; Insecta; Diptera; Drosophilidae
Gene: jv
Product: javelin
Source: RefSeq, a predicted model, not a curated record